Messenger RNA from Trematosphaeria pertusa, 964 nucleotides. RefSeq lists its product as uncharacterized. The transcript has 4 exons. The coding region runs from base 267 to 800 and encodes 177 amino acids. The record is from RefSeq and is a predicted model, not a curated record. NCBI's taxonomy places the organism in Eukaryota, Fungi, Ascomycota, Dothideomycetes, Pleosporales, Trematosphaeriaceae.
CGCGAUGCAACCUUCGCCUUGACUUUGUGGUUGACAGUUCGUGCUGCGAUCCGGGAUAGCCGUCUGGAAGUAACCAGGCCAGAGCGCUUGACGUGGGCGCACCAGGUAUCGUGGGCGAUGCGGCUGUUCUCUCGGUCGUUAAUUUGUGAGGCUCGGGCGAAGGAUGCUGAUCACUCAGCAGCAUUCGAACUCGACUCCACAAGGUUUCUUAUUUCCUACCACUGUCGAACCACCACACUCGCUUCAACCUCCGUCAAUCUUCCAAAAUGAAGACCGUCGCUGCUUUCUCCACCCUCAUUGCGAGCACUCUUGCUCAAGGAUACUUCGGCGUCAUGUCGGCUCGCAGUGCCUCGCCGGUUCAUCUGCUGCCCCUGAACGCCAUCGGCGGAAAGUUCUUCCUCGGCGGGAGCCCAUCGUCCUACUGCCCUCCGCAAGUGGGCGAUGUUUGCAAUGAGUACCCAGGGAACUCGACUGUGCUCGCCGGCGGCGACGGAACGCUCAGUCUUGCGGUCAUUGUGCCUGGUGGACAGCGAGUGUACAUUGCUCCAGACGCUACCAUGAGCUACACUGUACCCCACUCGGCCUAUAUCCCGGAAGGCUCCGUUGUGGAUGGCUGGAGCAAGACCGAGGGUGAAAGUUUCGGCCAUCUCACCUUUGACGGCGGUCUCGUUGCAUGCCCGGUGGAAGGCAAACCAUGGCAGGUGUACGGCCAGCGCCCGAAUGUGACCCUCAGCCCCGAGUGCCUGGGUUUCAGCGCUCUGACCGUUAAUUCCACUACGGCCGGCGCUUGGGAGUACUAAAAGUUCUCAAUGCAUUUGCAGACGUAUAAGAUCAUGCAGAUCGUACACGAUCAUCAUUGAAAGUGACCGACAGAAGAGCCAUGAAAUAGAGAUGGAAGACACAGGUGGAGCAAACGUACAUAAUGAACAAAUCCACUAACGAGCCACGCUCUCUUGCAAUAUAA